Hypoxylon trugodes is the source of this 1674-nucleotide messenger RNA. Its product is annotated as major facilitator superfamily transporter. The record is from RefSeq and is a predicted model, not a curated record. Gene Ontology annotation, biological process: transmembrane transport. Lineage: Eukaryota; Fungi; Ascomycota; Sordariomycetes; Xylariales; Hypoxylaceae. Gene Ontology annotation, molecular function: transmembrane transporter activity. The transcript is spliced from 2 exons. Bases 1 to 1674 code for a protein of 557 amino acids.
AUGCCGGAACCCUCCCUCAACAACGAUGACGACAGGAACAACGGCAUCCUCUCCCUAGCCGCGGAGGAAAAAAGCAUAGAAAAUGGGUCCGGCACGCUCUCCCCCGAAAAUGAAAAGGAUGUAGAAAAUGGCACUCUCCCAGCCGAACCACCAAGCGAAAAGCCCGUCGUCGAGGCGCGCCCCAACUACUCCGUCUUCACGGAGUGGGAGAAGAGAGGCAUCGUGAUCGGUGCCGCCAUCGGGGCUUUCUUUUCGCCUCUGACGGCGCAGAUCUAUCUACCGGCGCUUACCACCAUAGCGACGGAUUUCCACGUCACGGUCAGUCAGAUCAAUUUGACUGUUACUACGUAUAUGAUUUUCCAGGGGCUGACGCCGAUGUUCGUCGGUUCCUUGGCUGAUACAGCGGGUCGUCGUCCGGCCUAUUUUAUCUGCUUUAUCAUAUACAUCUGCGCCAACAUCGGAUGUGCCUUGGCGCCUUCUUAUCCGGCCUUAUUAGUAUUGCGCAUGCUGCAAUCCGCGGGCUCGAGUACGACUGUAGCGCUCUGUCAAGCAGUUGUAGCAGAUUGUAUCACCUCAGCGGAGAGAGGUCACUAUGUUGGUUACACUUCGCUCCCGAUUCUGCUAGCACCAGCUGUUGGUCCUAUCAUAGGAGGUGUUCUGUCGCAGUAUGCGGGGUGGAGAUGGAUCUUCUGGCUUUUGUCGAUUCUAGCGGGGAUCGUUCUCACUAUUCAUGCUUUCUUCUUGCCAGAGACGUGUCGGGAAAUCGUGGGUGAUGGUUCGAUCCGACCGCAUCCAGCUUAUCGUACGUUGUGGCAAUUAUCCAAAGACGCCCUACGACGGCGUCGCGAACGGCGCAACCAACAAUUAAACGGCGAUCCCUUAGCCCACACGACUUCGCACGCCUCGACGAAACGCAGCCUCCGCAUCAAGAAGGUCAAUAUCCUUCAAUCCAUUAUCAUCCUUUGCGAGAAGGAGAUGUUUGUCCUGCUCUCCUACGGAAGCAUUGCAUUCACGGGCUUCUACUGCGUCGCCACCGCCAUGCCCACGCAAUUAUCAGAGAAAUACGGCUUUGAUCAGGUCAAAGUCGGACUCAUGUACCUUCCCAUGGUUGGUGGUAGCAUAAUUGCUGCCUUCAUCAACGGGAAAUUGAUGAAUUGGAACUACCGACGGCAUUGUAAGUUAUUGGGUGUUCCCUAUGAGCGCAGCAAGCAGCAAGAUUUGUCCGAUUUCCCGAUUGAACGUGCGCGACUCGAAAUCGGUGUCCCGAUGUUGUGCUUGACGAUUGCAUGCAUCCUCGGUUGGGGCUGGGUGUUUCAAUACCGCGCCCAUAUAGCCGUACUGUGUGUACUGCUGUUCUUACUGGGCUGGGCGGUAGUCGGCUUCAGUAAUUCGAUCAAUGUCCUCCUCGUCGACGUAAACCCCGGCAGUGCAGGUGCUGCUACUGCGAGUAAUAAUCUGACCAGAUGUUUAGUCGGGGCUGCGGCGACCGCGGUGAUUGGACCUAUGAUAAAUGGUGUUGGUACUGGUUGGUCAUUUACAAUUCUUGGUCUCAUAUACAUAGCGUUCUCGCCGAUGAUAUUCAUGGUUAUGAAGUAUGGAGUCAAAUGGCGGAAAGAGAAACAGGAUCGUAAAUUGGCGAAGGAACAGAAGAAAGGCGCUGCCACCGGAAAAUGA